AUGGAUAAAUCAAACCAGAUAGAGAAUGUUGAGGAGACGUUAAUGGAGGACGAAGAAGCGGCUAAUGCUGAACCUUUCACUCAAGGGACAGAGAAAAGUGAUUCUGAUGAAAAAUCGCCGCCUCUUCGUGAUAUUGUUGUUGACAUAAUAACAAACUAUGUGACUGCUGGACAAGAGAGUCAUGCCGAUAAUGAUAAUGAUACUGAUGCUGAUGAGUUAUGCGCUGUGCGGGAUGCGUUUGAGACCAUGAUGUCGCAAGGUUUAAGGGAUUAUGAAAAAAAGUUGCAGCUUGAGAAUCUAAUGAAUCUUGGACCUGGAAAAAGAAAAGAGUUGAGUAACGAAUGGAAAGCGUUAUGCGUCGAGGAAAUGAAACUGAUUGCCAAGAAGCUUAGAUUCUCGGCAAAGCUUGCAGAGGCAGUGAAUUGA
Arabis nemorensis is the source of this 426-nucleotide messenger RNA. NCBI's taxonomy places the organism in Eukaryota, Viridiplantae, Streptophyta, Magnoliopsida, Brassicales, Brassicaceae. The record is from the annotation of a GenBank genome assembly.